CGCAAUUGUUUUGUUUCAAUUUGCUGAAAAAAACUAAGUAUAAAAUAUGACAAGUGUAAACUUUUUUUAUAAUUAUAAUAAUAUAGUUUAAAUAUUUUUAUGGAAGUUAUUUAUUAAGUGUAAGUGUAUUUUAAGAAGUAGCAUUUUAAAUAAAACAAUGGCAGAGCCGAGUCAAGUUCAAAUGUUUAUGGAUGUUACAGGAACAACAUCCGAAGUAGCUGAACAAAUAUUGCAGGCUGCGAAUUAUGAUUUAGAACUAGCCGUACAUUUACAUAUGGAAGGAACGCCUCCUCAAUCCGUACAAAAUGAAAUUGAAUCUCACGUUGGUGCUUCUAUGGCUGGUGGAUCAUCGAGUUUAGACUACCAGGAUCUCACCGGUGACGAUGAUGAUGUUAGAGCACCCAUAGCACCUCGAAUGGAUUGUUUGAUAUCUGCAGAAGAGGAUAAUUUUACGACUUUUGGAAGGAAAAGGCAUGCAACUAGAUCUGUUUUCGUACCUUUGAGGGAUUUUAGUGAGGAAGCAAGAAUUCAAGAAGAGCAAUUAAUGGCAGUCGCAAGUGGAUCAGAAGUUGGAUCAAAUUCUUUAUUAAAUUGUCGCAACAAACGGAAAAAAUUAGAAGACCUGUUUAGGCCGCCUAUCGAUAUUUGUUUUAUAGGAAGUUUUCAAAAUGCAAGAGAUGCUGCGACUGCAAAUAAUAAGUGGUUGCUGGUCAACCUUCAGGAUCACACCGAAUUUGCUUGCCAGGUUUUAAAUCGUGAUAUCUGGUCGAAUGUAGAAGUUAAAGAUAUUAUUAGGAAUAAUUUUGUAUUCUGGCAGAGUUCAGUCGAUAGCACCGAUGGGGCACGUUUCAAAACUUUUUACGGUGUCUACAAUUGCCCUUAUGUUUGUGUUAUAGAUCCGAGAACUGGUGAAAAUAAACACAAUUGGCAAAAUAUUGAAAGCAAUUUUAGGCAGGAGUUGGAACGAUUUUUACUUUUGACGCCUAAUCCGUUGAUAUCACCAACUUAUAAGGCCCCUACUUUGUCUGCAAUAGAUUUAAGUGAAGAAGAUCAACUAGCAUUAGCUAUCAAAAACUCAUUGCAAGAAGAUGCAGAUUCUGGCGAAUGUAGCUCAAUUAAAGACAAUACAAAUAGUGAGAACGAUUGUGAUAAUUCAUCUAAAGAAUCCUUUGAGACUUACCUGGGAGACGAUAGUG
Messenger RNA from Ctenocephalides felis (cat flea), 1196 nucleotides. Its product is annotated as UBX domain-containing protein 7. Gene Ontology annotation, molecular function: ubiquitin binding. The record is from RefSeq and is a predicted model, not a curated record. Gene Ontology annotation, cellular component: nucleus. Gene Ontology annotation, biological process: proteasome-mediated ubiquitin-dependent protein catabolic process. Lineage: Eukaryota; Metazoa; Arthropoda; Insecta; Siphonaptera; Pulicidae.